AUGGGUAAACCACAUGGAAACAGAAUUCUUGAAGAGCGUCAUGAAGAAGAACAUCAUGAAGAAGUUCAUGUAAACCAAGUAGUGGAGAAAGAACAUCACGAAGAAGUUCAUGAAACCCAAGUAGUGGAGGAAGAACAUCACGAGGAAGUUCAUGAAACCCAAGUAGUGGAGGAAGAACAUCACGAGGAAGUUCAUGAAACCCAAGUAGUGGAGGAAGAAAAUCACGUGGAAGAGGUUGUUAAGGAUGAAGAACAUCAAGAGGAAGUAGUUCAUGAAGAAAUAGUUCACGAAGUAGUUCAUGAGGAAGAGGUUGCCCGUGAGGAAUCAAUUAGCCAUGCAAUUUUGAAUCAAACAAUAUCUACUUAA
Messenger RNA from Entrophospora sp. SA101, 366 nucleotides. NCBI's taxonomy places the organism in Eukaryota, Fungi, Glomeromycota, Glomeromycetes, Entrophosporales, Entrophosporaceae. The record is from the annotation of a GenBank genome assembly.